AUGCCUGAGCGUUCUAUUAAAGUCCACAAAACGGAUGAACCUUGGAUGAAUGCUAACUUAAAACAAUUUAUAAAGAGACGACAAAAAGCCUUCUCCUCGGGUGACGUGUUUCUCUAUAAAUUGUUGCGAAACAAAGUUAACCGUGAGAGGAAAAGGUGUCGAAUGAUAUACUACAAGAACAAGGUACAAGAUCUACAGCAUACCAAACCCUGUGAUUGGUGGCGAGAAGUAAAGCAGUUUUGUGGCACGUCUAAAGCAGCGAGAAGAGACAUUCGGUCGAUAUUAAGAACAAAUACAGAGAGUAGUGAUCAAGAUCUGGCUAAUGAAAUUAGGAAAGCCUUUGUUAGUGUAAUGGACAAUUGUACGCCGUUAUCGGAGGAGGUAUGCGUGUUGACGGACCAUGAUGAACCAAUUGUAGUGGACGAGGAAUCAAUCGCGAAAAACUUCGGCAGAUCAACAUAUCAAGAGUGGGAGGCCCUGA
Messenger RNA from Paramuricea clavata, 481 nucleotides. The record is from the annotation of a GenBank genome assembly. Lineage: Eukaryota; Metazoa; Cnidaria; Anthozoa; Malacalcyonacea; Plexauridae.